AUGAGCUACAACAACGAUAUCCACUCGCCGAACGAGAUGGUGGUGGACACUGACGAGUGCGUCGGCGGCACCGACUCAGAGAAGGAGCCUAUUGCCAUCAUCGACCCUGACAACAUCGACAAUGGGGCCGAACAGCUGCAGGACCUGCCUCUGGCAAAUGACUUCGAUGCUAUGAAGGAUGUCAUUUUCCCACACCUCCACGAAGAGCCCGAAGUGCUCGAAGAUGUAGUCAACACAUGGACUGUCGAAGCAUGGCGAUCAAUGUCAAAGAAGGAACAUGGUCCUGUAUUCCAGGCUGGCGGCUUUCCUUGGCGCAUUCUUCUCUUUCCUCACGGCAACAACGUUGACCAGUGUUCCAUUUAUCUUGAGCAUGGAUUUGAGCCGACAAACAUUCCCGAGAAUUGGAGCUGCUGCGUGCAGUUCGCGCUUGUGUUAUGGAACCCGAACGACCCGACUCUUUAUACCCACCACACGGCGCACCAUAGAUUCACAAAGGAGGAGUCAGACUGGGGCUUCACUCGUUUCCUCGAGCUGCGAAAGAUGUUCAACGUGCCCUGGGAGGGCGGCAGUCGACCACUUUGCGAGAACGAGACUGCCAACAUCACAGCCUAUCUCCGCCUUGUCAAAGACGAAACUGGUGUCCUUUGGCACAACUUCAACAACUACGAUUCCAAGAAGGAAACAGGCUACGUUGGCCUCCGCAACCAAGGCGCCACUUGUUAUCUAAACUCUCUUCUUCAGUCUUUGUACUUUACCAACGCUUUCCGAAAGGCCAUCUACGAAAUUCCAACAGACCACGAAGAGAGCAUGGGCAACAGCGCAUACACUCUGCAGCGUCUCUUUUACCAACUACAGACAUCUGAGCAGGCUGUCGGAACGAACGAGCUGACCAAGUCCUUUGGCUGGGAAACAAGACACAUUUUUGAGCAGCAGGAUGUUCAGGAGUUGUCGCGAAAGCUAAUGGAGCGUAUGGAAGAGAAGAUGAAGGGUACUCCGGCCGAGCACGUUCUCCCGCAAAUGUUCAGUGGUAAGAUCAAGACGUACAUCUCCUGCGUCAACGUCGACUACGAGUCCAGCCGGGUCGAGGACUUCUGGGACAUCCAGCUCAAUGUCAGCGGCAACAAGAACCUUUUGGACAGUUUCAAGGACUACGUCCAGGUUGAGAAGAUGGACGGCGAGAACCAGUACUACGCCGGCGACGAGUUCAAGCUGCAGGAUGCCAACAAGGGUGUCAUUUUCCAGAGCUUCCCCAACGUCCUGCACUUGCAGCUGAAGCGAUUCGAAUACGACAUUCAACGAGACACCAUGAUGAAGAUCAACGAUCGAUACGAAUUCCCCGAAACCUUCGACGCAGCGCCGUACCUCUCUGAGGAUGCUGACAAAUCAGAGUCGUGGACGUAUCAGCUUCAUGGCGUCCUCGUUCACAGCGGUGACCUGAACGCCGGCCACUACUAUGCAUUCCUCAAGCCUGAAAAGGAUGGAUGGUUCUACAAGUACGACGAUGAUAAGGUCACAAGAGCCACGAUGCGUGAGGUGCUUGAGGAGAACUUUGGCGGAGAAUACAAAACACAUCCCGCCAACCACUUGCGAGCACCUCUCCAGAAGAAGGCCCCGGUCGUACGCCAGAACAGCGCAUACAUGUUGGUUUACAUUCGCCAGUCGCGCCUGGAUAACAUUCUUUGCCCGGUUUCUAAGGAGGAUAUCCCUCUCCAUCUGCGCUCAAAGUUCGACGAAGAGACUGCUCUCAGAGAGGCGAAGCGUAAGGAGAAGGAGGAGCAGCACCUCUAUAUCGGCGUCAAGGUCAUCACCGAGAAGACCUUCAAGAAUCACGGAGGCACCGACUUGACAUCGUUCGAUGCGGACCAGGCCGAUGGCGAUGCGGCGCCACGCUCGUAUCGCGUACUGAGAGCUUCGACAAUGGAGGAUCUGGUGGGUACUAUCGCGGCAGACCUCGAGCAAGACCCUCGCAAGGUUCGCCUCUGGGUCAUGGUUAAUCGCCAGAACAAGACAAUCCGUCCUGAUCAGCCCAUUAUGGAUCUGCGACCUACGGUUGAGGAGGCCUUCCAAAGGGCGGCUGCACACCGAGAUCAGUUCUUGAGAGUCUGGGCUGAAGUGGCAGAAGAGACAACACCAGAGGGCGAGGCAGUGUGGCCCACGUAUCAAGGCCAGCUUAAUGGGGUUGUCGUUAAGAAUGACCUCAUCCUGAUCUUCCUCAAGCACUUCGACGUGGAGGCUCAAUCUCUCUAUGGCAUCGGCCACGUCUACAUCAGCAAGGAGAAGAAGGUAGAGGAACUGGUCCCAAUCAUCAUGAAAAAGAUGGGAUGGGGCGAGAAGCUGCCAGGUGACGAGAAGAUUUCCCUUUGGGAGGAAAUCAAACCGACCAUGAUCGAAGCUCUGAAGGCCAAGCAAUCUCUUAAGGCUGCGGAAUUGCAGGAUGGCGACAUCAUUUGCUUCCAAAAGACCACGGAACGCAAGGGCGACAGGAACAUCCUUGAAAAGCGUCUGGGUCUGGGCGACAAGCAGGCAGCGGAAGAGCCUGCCAAGAAGGCCGACCGCUUCGACGACGCACGGGAGUACUACGACUUCCUUCACAACAAGAAGACUGUCAAGUUCCACGCGCACCCGACACGUUGCAAUGCCGAGAGAUUCCCUCCCUUUGAGUUGGUCCUGAAUUCCAAGAUCAGCUACGACAUUCUUGCAGACCGCGUCGGCGAGAAGCUCGAAGUCGACCCUACACACAUCCGCUUCUGGACCGUCAACUCAGCCACAGGUAACCCCAAGACGACUGUCAAGCGUGGCGUCAACCAGAGUCUGCAGCUCAUCUUGAAUCCCUCCGGAUACAAUCAACUCAGUUCAAGUCAACGAACCGAUGCGUUCUACUUUGAGGUAUUAGACAUGAGCUUGGCUGAGCUGGACACCAAGAAGAGCAUCAAGAUCACUUGGCUGAGUGAGGGCAUCACGAAGGAAUUCGAUCUCCUCGUGGCCAAAAACGGUCACAUUGAGGACCUGAUUCAAGUCUUGAUCCAGAAGGCCAGCAUUCCUGACGAGACCGAAGGAGGUCGUAUUCGCGUGUACGAGACCAGCAGCCACAAGUUUUACCGCGAACUCUCGCGCGAUUACCCCGUCAUUAGUAUGAACGAUUACACCAACGUUUUCGCCGAACGCGUACCCGAGGAAGAGAUCAACGACGAAGAGGCGACCAACUUCAUUCAAGUGUUCCAUUUCCAGAAUGAGCCUAGCAGGGUCCACGGUGUUCCUUUCAAGUUCAUGCUCGUCGAGGGUGAGCAAUUCGUGGAUACAAAGAAGCGCCUGGAGAAGCGGACUGGUAUCAAGGGCAAGAGUUUCGAGAAGAUCAAGUUCGCGGUGGUGAAGAGAUCUCAUUUCUCAAAGCCACAAUACCUUAACGAUGAUGACGAGUUGUGGAAGAUUGCGACGAAUGACGAUGAUUACCUCGGUCUCGACCACGUUGACCGAACACGAACGCUUAGAAACGGCGUUGGCGACCUCUUUUUGCGGUAA
Molecule: messenger RNA, 3519 nt
Organism: Colletotrichum costaricense
Lineage: Eukaryota; Fungi; Ascomycota; Sordariomycetes; Glomerellales; Glomerellaceae
Product: ubiquitin carboxyl-terminal hydrolase
Exons: 9
Coding region: 1-3519 (1172 amino acids)
Biological process (GO): protein deubiquitination; regulation of protein stability
Cellular component (GO): nucleus; cytosol
Molecular function (GO): protein binding; cysteine-type deubiquitinase activity
Source: RefSeq, a predicted model, not a curated record